Adineta steineri is the source of this 2220-nucleotide messenger RNA. The record is from the annotation of a GenBank genome assembly. NCBI's taxonomy places the organism in Eukaryota, Metazoa, Rotifera, Eurotatoria, Adinetida, Adinetidae.
AUGCGUCCCGGUCAGGUUUUUGUUGUUUAUCGAUCGACGGCUUUACCAAUGGCUAAACCUAAUAUGAAUCGUCGACAAAUUAAAGAUCCAUCUAAUACUGGUGAUCAACGAAUAUGUACAAAAGAAAAUUGUUUAUCAUGUUGCAAAAAAUUUACGGCGUUUAUGUUUUCACGUGUUGGUCUCUUUCUUGUUAUGAUUGGUUAUGUUGCACUUGGUGGUUGGUUAUUUCAAGCAUUGGAAGCUCGUAAUGAACAAGAUAUGCGUCGUUCAAUGAGUGAAAAAUUGAAUUCAACACUGUUUAAAUUAUGGGUUGAAAUCUUACGUGUUAAUUCCUAUCCAUAUAUCGAUAAGAAAGGAAAUUUUACAUUUAAUGCUACACAAGAAUUAGAAAAAUUUGAAGCAACAGUUAUACAACAAGUACAUCAAGGUUUUGAUGGACGAACAAGACCUGAUGCGGAUCCUGAUUGGAAUUAUUUUGGUGCAAUUCUUUAUGCUGUUACACUUGUAUCAACCAUAGGAUAUGGUCAUAUAACAACAAAAACGGUACAAGGAAAAAUUGCAACAAUACUUUACAGUGCAUUUGGUGUACCAUUAAUGAUGCUUUUUGUUGCAAAUAUUGGUUCAACAAUGGCAAAAAUGUUUACAUUUGUAUUUAGUCGUUUAACAAUGAUAUUUUGUUGUCGAUGGAGUAAUAAAAAGAGACGAAAAAGUUUUAAAAAUCGACCUAUAACUGAUCAAAUAUCAUAUAUAGUUGAUGAAAAAUUACCCAUUGAAUCGACCACAUUAAAAUCAAAUUUACAACAAAUACAAGAUGAUAAAAUUUCAUUAGAUAAUAAUAAUGAUCGUACAUCGAAACUUCGUCUUCAAAUGGAUACAAAUUCAUCUCAUACUUCACUUACAAAUGAUAUUAAAAAUCCAUCAAUAGGAGAUAAUAAUAAACAAUUACCAGCAGAUAUACGUUUAAAUAUGUUAACAGGAAUGUCAACCGAAAUAACAAAAUCUCCUUCAUUAGCAUCAUCAACAAGUACAAUUAAUGAACGAUCAAAGGAUGCACUUGUUCGUAUUAAUGAACUUAUUAAACAAAGUUCCGUCCAAGAUAUUUCAGAGAAGCUCGAUGAUGAUGAAGUUUUUAAUGAUAAUAAUAAUAUUAUACUUUCAUCAAUUAAUCAAGAUAAACAACAACAACAACAAUCCGAUGAAAUUAGUCCAAUACAAUUUUAUAUAAAUGAAACAAAUAAAUUAACAAAUAAUAUAGAAAAAACAAUUAAUAGUCCAAGUUUUAUUGAAUCUGAACAAGGAAAAAUAAAUAUUACAAAUUUAGAUGAUAUUAACAUUCAACAACCUGUUAUUGCUAAGGCAUCUUCUCCUCCUCCUACGACAACAACAGCUACGAUCGAUAAUAGUAAUGAAACAAUGAUUAUAACAGAAGAAAAAUCAAAAAAAUCUUCGAAAAAAAAUUUAAAACGUUCAAAAUCGGAAUCAACACACAAUCGUAAAUUAAAGAUAAAAUCUACUAAUAAUAAUUCAAAUUCACCUUCAGUAAGUGAUAAUACUGAAUCAAUAAAAUCUCCUCCUCGUCGACGAUUUUUUCAACGUCGAUUAAAAAAACAAUCAGCACUUGAUGUUGAUAUAGCUAAAACAGGUUCACUUGAACAUAUAACAACUGGUAUAUCAAAUAAAAUAAGUCAAAACUUACCACGAAAAUCUCAAAGUUUCGAUGAACAUUUACGUCCUAUAUCACCUCCACCUGAUUAUGAAGAAUCGGCUAAACGUGACAUAACAACAUUACCAUCAGUAACAUGGAAAUCUGAUAAAGAAUUAUAUUUAAAAAAAGCACCAAUUAAUUUUCGAACACAUACAGAUUUUGAAGAAGAUGAUGAGAUGUAUGAAGAUGAACAAAUGAGUGUACCAUUACUUGUUACUGUUUUUGUCAUUCCGCUUUAUUUAACACUUGGCGCUAUAUUAUUUAAUAUUUGGGAAAAUUGGGGUUUUCUUAAUUCAUUUUAUUUUUGUUUUAUAACAUUAACAACAAUUGGUUUUGGAGAUUAUGUACCUGGUUCAUCAUUAACUGUAUCAGCUGCAAAAGAAAAACUUAUAUCGGCUGCAUUAUAUAUUUUACUUGGUCUUGUACUUAUAGCAAUGUGUUUUAAUUUAAUGAAAGAACAAUUAAGUCAAAAAGUUAAACAAGUAGCUGGUAAAUGGGGAAUCUUGGAUUUUUAG